AUGCAACCGUCGCUGCAGGCCCUAAAGAAGGAGGCUCGACUUGCCCGCAAGGUCCCGUCCAUCAUCUCCGUGUCUGACACCAUCAGCAAGGGGAGCAAGAAGGACCCGCGCACCAAAACCCCUCCGGAUAAGAAGAAGGCCAGAACAUUUGAUCAGCCUUCCCCACCAAUCCAAGAGGAGCCUGAGCCUUUCAUCUCUGUCCUGCAAGGAGAUGAAAUCCAGGCUCUGGCAAUUAAGGUGGAAGACCUGGAGAAGCUCCACACUCCCCAGCGUCCCCAAGCAGAGGAGAAGACUCCUAUUACUAAAACAUUCCUCAUUCGAAGACAUCGGCCUGAAGAAGUUGGGAAGAAAACCCAUCUCCUUGUAGCUUAUCCUGCUGAUGCUGAAGAGUCCAAGAAACCACUGACUUAUUCUGGGCCAGGAGGACAGUUUGCUGGUAGCUGUGAACAGAUUCUUCCGCACAGCAUCUUAGGAAGUCUUCAGGAGUUCAAGAAAGAAGCCGUGGCUAGAGGAGAUGUUCAGGUAGCUGAACUGAUUGACGAUUCCCACCUAGAUGUUACAAUGGCAGCUUUAGAGAAGUACAGAGAGAAACAAGGGGGAGGGAAGAGGAAAAAGUUUGACUGGACUCCACCGUCACAGCAUAAGGCUCUCCAGAACUGGCAUCGCAAUAUGGCCCUCAGGAAGAAGCAGCAGAAAUCUCUGUGUAUGCUGCUUCAGAAACCAGCGGAUGAGCUGCUGAUGAAUCUCUCAGAUGAUUUCAGACGAGUCCAGGAAGACCAAGAAGAGCGUUCCCUCAUUGACCGCUGCCUCCCUGCUCUCCAUCCUGGGAAGGGCUACCGCGUAGGAAGUGAGUUCUGGAGCCAGUCCACUUAUAUCGGAGAUGAGCUCACUGGCCUGACCCUGACAUUGACCCAGAAGGAACGUGGCUACCCAGAGCCAGUUACUCACAUCGGGAAACCUCGGACUAUCCGGAUGGAGACAGGUUCCCAGCCACCAAAGGAGCCCCCGUUCCGUCUCACCUGGGACAAAAGUCUUUUCCUGAAGCAUCGAAGACAGGAGCUCAAAUCUCUCCUGGAAGAGCUGGAUUUUAAUCAGCCGGACCUAGAUGGACUGGAAGUGAUUGGUAAAGGGGAGCCUUUCACUUCUGUCUCAGCACAGCCUUUCCCACCCAGUGAGAAAGAUAAUGAGGUUGCCUCUGAAAAGCCGGAGAGUCCAGACCCCUUAGAAGAUUAUCCAGACGUGGUUCCAGAACCCGUGUUCGGUCCGUCUUUGAAUUUCUGUGGACAGCCCGCUCGCUGGAUCAGCAGCAGCACCUCUCACAAAGAUGAAGUUGGCAUUGCUGCCCGGCUCACCUUUGAAGUUCUGGCAGGAGAGAAGGUUGAAUCCUACCUGACCGUGAGCAAUGAUGGCACAGCUGCCAUCUGGUAUGAUUGGCGGAGACUGCCCCAGAAGGUCAUCUUUGAAGAAACCAAGAUGAAAGGGAUACCACGUUUCUACUUCAACACCAGACCGGGUGUGAUUCUGCCUGGGGAAACUAGACACUUUUCCUUCUUCUUCAAGUCAGAGAAAGCAGGGGUCUUCAGUGAGUCUUGGGAGUUUGGCACGUGCCCUGAAUUAUUAGGAGGGGCUCUGCUGAAGGUAUCCCUGUGGGGUAUUGCUGUGUAUCAGGACAAACUGGCUGGCCUAAGGGAGGAAGUGAAGGCUGAUCUGGCCGAGCGAGAAAUGGCCCUUAUCGUGGAGGAGAACCUGAAAGAGCUGCUUGAUCGAAUUCGGACACCAGAGCAAAUCCCCUCUCCGGUGAACACUUACCUCACCGAAGAAGAUUUGUUCCACAGGAAGAACCCAGGGCUGCACUAUCAACACCAAGUGGUGAAGGACCUCCAAGCGCUGUGGAGUCAAUCCACAAGUGUUCCCCCACCGUCGGAGGAGGACGAAAUCUCUCAGCAGAAGAGCGCCAUGCAGGAGCUGUCCAGCCAGAAGGAAAUCUCGGGUUGUCAGAGCACCCUGGAGGUUACUCGCCGGAAGAGUGUUAUUGAGGAGCUCACCCAUCAGCCAGCUCCCGUGGAAGAUGAGGAACCGACCCAGUCCGACUGGAACUUUUCCUUUAAGGAUUUUAAGCAGGCUAUCCAGUCAAUCCCUACAGAGGACCAGCAAGAAGCAGCCCUGGCACAACUCAAUAAGGCAGCAUUGGAGCUUUGUAUGGAACAGAAGCCAGCUCAGUCAGAUCUCCUCUACCAAAUGUGUCUUCAGCUGUGGCGCGAAGCAAUUGAUGGUCUGGUGAGCCACUCUCUGAUGCUGAGAUCGCUGCUGGGCAUGCCCGAGAAGGACCCUUAUGUAGAAAUCGUUCCAGAGGAAACAGUGGACUCAAAGCAAAUUGUAAAAGGAGGAAAGGAGGAGCGGAAAAUCUAUCUGAAAGAAGAGAAGAAGACAGCUGGUGGGAAGGAAAAAGAGGAGAAAAAAGGAACAGCAAAGUUAACAGGAAAAGAUAAGGAGGAGAGGCCAAACAGCAGGAAAUUAAAAGGGGAUAAAAGAUUUAAAACUUCCAGUUUUGUACGGGAGGCGAAAGAACUGAUCUUACCAGUGGACACUGUUGAUUCAGAGCAUGCACUACCUCGCCAGGAACAAGUGGACCCCACCGUACUUGAGAAAUACCAUGAAAAGCUUUAUGUUGGAGUGUACAGCCUACUAGGUUCGAUGGUGAGCACCAUGGCUUCUCUAAUGGAGGAGCUCCUGAAAAAAGGAUGCCUAGAAGCAGGAGAUUGACACAUUUUCUUUCUAAAAAAAACAUUACUGAUGUUCUCUUUAAAGGAAUAAAUGUCCAUGUUUA
This is a messenger RNA of Alligator sinensis (Chinese alligator), 2827 nucleotides long. RefSeq names its product MYCBP associated protein (gene MYCBPAP). Bases 1 to 2763 code for a protein of 920 amino acids. The record is from RefSeq and is a predicted model, not a curated record. NCBI's taxonomy places the organism in Eukaryota, Metazoa, Chordata, Crocodylia, Alligatoridae. The transcript has 20 exons.